Molecule: messenger RNA, 639 nt
Organism: Penicillium expansum
Lineage: Eukaryota; Fungi; Ascomycota; Eurotiomycetes; Eurotiales; Aspergillaceae
Exons: 3
Coding region: 1-639 (212 amino acids)
Molecular function (GO): lyase activity
Source: RefSeq, a predicted model, not a curated record
AUGGGCUUCUUCGCCUUCGAGGAGUGGGCAGCCGCCAAUCGCAACUACGAAAAUACCCCAGCGCCCUACUGGCAUGUGAAUUCCGUACCCAAUGGCUUCACGGCCAUCUCAGGAAUCCUCUGGUCUAUCUCGUAUAUAUUGAUGACAAAAAAGGCAUUCAAGGAUCGCUCCUACGCGAUGCCUCUUCAUUGUCUCUGCUUGAACAUCACCUUGGAAGCGGUUUACGGGUUUGUUUACGGCCCGGGGCUGCUAAAUCAGCUUGUUUUCGCGCAAUGGAUGAUUUUCGACGUCGUUCUCUUCUACGCAAUUCUUCGAUCGGCCCCGUACGCUUGGAGGCAGUCACCGCUGGUGGCACAACAUCUCGCGGGUAUAAUCGUAGUUGGCCACGUUUAUCCCGAGAAUUGGUCGGAAGGUCGUGUUUAUGACCGCAUGGCCCAUGCAGGCCCUUAUCAAUCUAAGCUUGAUAGCACAGCUACUGUCGCGUGGAAACACCCUCGGUCACUCUUGGGGGAUUUGGUGGACCAGAAUGUCAGGCACUAUCGCAGCUGCAUGGUGUAUGCUGUGGUCUACAUCCAUAUUCAAAGACUCGAGAAGCAGCGAGACACUCCGGUUAACAUCAGGGCGAAAAGGAGUCGCUGA